This is a messenger RNA of Periconia digitata, 2347 nucleotides long. NCBI's taxonomy places the organism in Eukaryota, Fungi, Ascomycota, Dothideomycetes, Pleosporales, Periconiaceae. The record is from the annotation of a GenBank genome assembly.
UUUUGUUGCCAUUACAUGGUCCGCCGUGGUCGCGGGCCCGGGAGCGCUAGGGUUUCAAGCCUUUGGUCGCUGAUUAGUCACUACCCAGCUAGCCACCUGCCACUACUGCCUGCUACCAGCCAUGGUACGACACCGCCCGCCAGACGUUUGCAUUGCUGUCAAGCCCAUCCGCCUCUGUAUCAUCAUCAUCAUCUCAAUCCACUUUCCUUACAGUAUGCAAUGGCCCUUCUUCCAUACACGCAUCUUGUCUUCUUGUGCCGAGCCACAUGGGUCCCAAGCCGGAUCCAGAGAAGAGUGAGUGAGGGGCGUGCGUUUGGCCUGGCUCCUUGGCCGCGCAAAGGGUUGGCGAGCCUGCGCCGUGGAGAACGGAUCCCUCCAGGCAGUCCACCCUGACUGGACGCAUCGCUCGUCACACACAGAUCCUCCGCAUUUCUCAACAUGCCAUUAUUACUAUCCCAUGUAAUAGUACCCCAAUGUUUGUACAGCUCCGGUCCGGUUCCAGUACAGCUACUGCGCAUGUAUCUGCAUUUUGCACAUCAUACGUACAGUGCAGCCCAAAGCAGACGCAAAAAAAAAAAAAAAAAAAAAAGACGGUGGUGACAAUGGAGUAGCGCCGGCAUCACAGUCCAGUUGGAGAAACCCUUUGCCUCCAGCCGUUGCAGCCGGUAGUUGUGGAUCUGCCACCACCAGCUCUCCUACACUUCAUGCAUUCGCUCAUGUAGGCACGACUCGUGGUCGCGAAGCAAGGCCUCCCGCCGACAUUCCCCUCGAAUGUCAGUCAACCAUUUUCCCGUCUGCCCAUGCUCGCUCUUUUGAUGUGUGAAUGCAUUCGUGGUUGGUACAAGUGUACGCUCCAUUGCCAAAUCCGUGUGCGCAGAGCAUGCCUAUUGCGCAAUGUACAAUAAUGUAACAUUUGUUUGAUUCAAGCAAGCAAGCAAGCAGGCAAGGCAAGUAAGCAAGUGCUUCUUCAUGCAUUGGUCCCAGAGUACCAAGGGUCACCGCUACAUGAGACGGCGCACGGGCCCCACGCAUGCUUGGAUGGCAGAUGUGUGUACUGUGUACCGUCCUGUCCUGUCCUGAACCGUCCUGUACAGUACGAAGACGGCGGAAUAGGAAAUGGGGGGUAAGCAAGGUCGGCCCUGCCAGCCCGCCAUAAUGUGCGAGGUGUGCGAGUGGGAGGGGGAGCGAGAGAGUGGAAGGAGAGCCGAGAGACGGGCCCCGCCAAUCACACCAGCCCUCCGAGUGACGACGACAACAGCAACACCAACAUUACUUUCCCACUCCGCCAACAACUGCCUGCCUGCCUGCCUGCCUGCAGACCCCACCACGUCGCCGUCGCCAUGUCUGUCUGCCUGACCCUCUCGGCAAAUCUCUCUUCUCUUCUGCAGUCCCCCUCCCUUCCCUCUCGCGCCCUGAAUCCAUAGGCCCAGGCUCAUCCCGUCGCCUCUUCGACCGUGGUUCCGUGAGGGAUGCCACUCCCAACUCUAAUUGCACCCCUCUCCAUCCACGCCCAUCACAAUACCUAUCCAUCAAUCAGUAUGAGUAUCCACAUCCUCAUAACCUUAUGUCUACAGUCGCCGACCAACGUCCAAAUAACCUCCAUGAACCACUCUUCCUCGGAACCACUUGCUCGGCACGAAUCCCCAUCCCUUGCAGAACUUAAAAAAAGCCAAACCACCCGACAAGCAGUGACAUCCCGAGCCAUUCGCAAGCAAUCCCGCGCAGGCAAUAGCUUCCACACAAGCCAUCCCACGUCGCUUUGAGCAGCAUCUACCGCGUAUAUACAUACGUACAUCAUCGGCAAUCCGUCGUUGCAUCCAGUCGCAGCCCGUGGAUUUUUUUCAAAAUCAGCCCUCAACCAAAAAAUGUCCUGCCAAUCCACCACUUGAUAGGCUGUACGAGAAUCAAUAUCACAUUAACCGAAACCUACCACUAUCAAGGGAAAGCUCGUAAAUCUCCUUUUGGAAAUGAGCCACCAUGGCUGCUUCCGUGUCCAUCUUGCAAAGACUCGGUGACGACAUGAGAACAAUGCACUCCCGGCGCAGCAUCCAUUCCAUACAGCGUCGGUUUCGUCAACUGAUGGCAAUCUACAAAACAGAGACCAGAGCGCCGGGCUCGGUUAUCGGUGGCUUCCUGAUCGCAUGUGGAACGUCCCCAUUGUAAAGCAGACGUCUUGAUUACCAGCUUGGUCCCACAAAUCUUCAUCACAUGUCCCUUGGACGAGCAUUUCCUUCUCAUUCCAAAUUCCAAAUGUGUGGGCAUGCGCCCCCUAACCACCGAGCCUUGUGCUUCAGAUGCCAUAAUCUCUCGCGCAGAAUUCUGCCCGAUCAGGGUCGACUUCAUUACC